Messenger RNA from Drosophila hydei, 3730 nucleotides. RefSeq names its product T-related protein (gene byn). Gene Ontology annotation, molecular function: DNA-binding transcription factor activity, RNA polymerase II-specific; RNA polymerase II cis-regulatory region sequence-specific DNA binding. Bases 1390 to 3498 code for a protein of 702 amino acids. The record is from RefSeq and is a predicted model, not a curated record. The transcript has 7 exons. Gene Ontology annotation, biological process: heart morphogenesis; mesoderm formation; positive regulation of DNA-templated transcription. Gene Ontology annotation, cellular component: nucleus. Lineage: Eukaryota; Metazoa; Arthropoda; Insecta; Diptera; Drosophilidae.
UGAAACCACAGUCAACUGUUUUGACCACAUUCGAUUUGAAUCGAGUGCGUCUCUGAUUCUGAUGACCCCAACGAAGUCCGUAUCUUUUGACCAAAAAUAUAUAUGAACAUGUGUACUUAUAUAAAUUGACGUUUGCGGUUAAAUGUUUACAACUCGAAAUUCAGCUGAAAAUUUAACAAAAAAAAAAAAUAAAAAUGAGGUGUAGAGAAAAAUGGAAUGAACGGCAAACCAGUUUUCGGUAUAGACCAGGCAGAGGCAGGCCAACAACAAACAAGCCUCAAGCAUCGUGGAAAAAAUACAAAGUUUUAAUUGGUUGCGCAAACAAAAGCACAAAACGAGCGUCUAAACAAAUCGAAGCCACUCGUCAGUCGGCGGUCAGAAGUAAGUAACGACAACACCAACUACAAAAUGGACCUGUGAGUUUAUUUCGUCAUUUGUAUAAAAAACACCUUACACUUAAUAAGUGGCGCAUGUAAAGCUCGCAGAGGGCGAUAGCUCGAGGGAUUAUCGUGGCUCAGGACUCAUACCAAUCGAGUAGUGUGCUAGGAGGUCAGCCAGAUAUCACGAUUGAGCAAAUGGAAUGAGCGACUGUUAAUACUCUUGUGCAUGCUCAUGCUCACGCUCAUGAAUGACGUUCAAAAUCGAAAACCUGAAAUGAAGCUUCUACCUGCUGACCAGGUCCAAAGCGAUGGCGAGCUGUGAGAGUGACAGGGAGAGCCAGAAACGGAGAGAGUGAGUGAGUGGGAGAGGGAGAUGUUGUUUUCGUGCGCUUACCUGUUAGAAGGUGUGGCCAAACGAAUUGCGAUCAGCGGCGAUCCUCAUUGAUCACACGAGAGAGCGAGAUGACAAUACGUUGGCAUUCGUCGACAAUGGCUGAGAAAGAGUUGACUCAGCCAUUGAGCCAAACGUGUAAACAAGAUGGCAUGGGCAACAACUCGGCCAAAGAGAAAUAGAGGUAACAUCUCGCCCAGCGGCUCGACUACUAAAACGCAAGCACGGCUUGUGAUGGUUGAAAAAAUUAGCACCGACCAUCAAUCAUUAGCUAGGGAACGGUGGCAACGCAAACAACGUAUUCGACGGCGGCCCAAAAUCGACGACGGCAACUCGAAAAGUCCCACAAAAAAUUCGACGCAAACGUUGAGCGAUUCUCUAUUCCUUUCGAGGUCUGAUUAAUCGGUAUCUGUGAACUUCUUUUGAGGUGUGGACGAAGUCCGAAAUCCGAAUAAACCGCAAAAAAAACUUAAAUAACUGCGUGCGCGAUUGUGUCUGCUGUGUGUGACUUAGUGCGCGAUAAAAAAGACGAUAAAACUCAAUCUACUAUUAGCUUCAAGGGAUUACAAGAACAAGCACCGCCGGUGCGAGCCGGACAAUAUUCACAAAUUAUUUGACAUGACCACGUCGCAUAUCUUGUCCGCCGUGGAUCCCACGACGGGGCUAAAUGGAAAUGUGGCAGCUGGAGGUAGUGGCGGUGGUGGUAAUGGUGGUGGUGGUGGUGGUGGAGGCGAUUCACCUUCUUCACACCACGCAGGUCACAAUGGACACGGCCAUGGGCAUGGCCAUAGCCAUGGACUAGGUGUCGGCGGCAAUGCGGUUGCAUUGGGCACAGCUGGCGGAGGAGGCGGUGGGCAUCGCAUUGUCGGCGGUGCGGGUAGCCCCAAUGAACUGGAUCGCAAUCUCCGUGUCUCGCUGGACGAUCGCGAGCUUUGGCUCCGCUUUCAAAAUCUGACCAACGAGAUGAUCGUCACCAAGAAUGGCAGGAGAAUGUUUCCGGUUGUGAAAAUCAGUGCCUCCGGCCUGGAUCCGGCUGCCAUGUACACGGUUUUACUGGAAUUCGUGCAGGUUGAUACCCAUCGCUGGAAGUACGUCAAUGGUGAAUGGGUGCCUGGCGGUAAGGCAGAGGUGCCACCUUCGAACCCUAUAUAUGUACAUCCCGAGUCACCUAAUUUCGGAGCCCAUUGGAUGAAGGAACCGAUUUCAUUUGCCAAAGUCAAACUGACCAACAAGACCAAUGGCAACGGACAGAUAAUGCUUAACUCAUUGCAUAAGUACGAGCCACGAGUUCAUCUGGUGCGAGUGGGCUCCGAGCAGCGCCAUGUGGUCACCUACCCGUUUCCAGAGACUCAGUUCAUUGCGGUGACCGCAUAUCAGAACGAGGAGGUCACUUCACUCAAAAUCAAGUACAAUCCAUUCGCAAAGGCCUUCUUAGAUGCUAAGGAGCGUCCCGACACGCUCUACCCGCACGACACCCACUAUGGCUGGCUCAUACCACCACCCACUCACUACGCGAGUGCCGCAGCGGUUGCAGCACCACCACCACCACUCUCCAUGGCACAGACGCAUGCCUUAGUAGCGCCUUCAUCUGCAACCUCCUCCACCUCGGGCAACAUUUCCACCAGCUGCGACCGCUACGGCCGCUCUCUGUCCACUCGCAGCGCGGCGCCUAACCGCUCGACGCCGUACAGCCGGCCGCGUGUUGUCUCUGGCUCCGGCUCGAAUGGCAGCGCAAACGCGUCUUCUUCCUCGCCGCAGCCUCCAUCUGCUCCGCAAACACCCACAAGUCUCCAAUCGUCGAUCGGCUCGGUCAGCACCAGCAGCGGCACAAACACAAGCGUCAGCGCAGGCAGCAGCGGUGUCAGCGGCUGUUUCGCCAGUUCCUACUCGCAGUCAGGCUUCGUUCCUGUGGAAGCGAGCUCCACUGCAUCGGUAUUCUCGUAUCCCAGCAGCUGGCAGAGCAACAGCAACUACUGGAGCUCGACAAGCGUGCCUGGACCCAUGCCCGUGAGCGUGUGCAGCACCCGCAACAUAUCUACGCACAAUUCGCCUUCACCCACAAACGGUUCGCCAAGCUAUACGACACCAUCGCCAGGAUAUACCAUACACCACCUGACGCCGCAUAGCCACCAGUACAAUAUGCCCCAAUCGGAUCUCUACGCGAGUGGAGCAGCCUGCUCGAGCUCUCCGCAAACCUAUGGUGCACCCACACAUCAGGUCUACCAUCCGACGCCCACCUCACCCUCCCACCAGCUGUACCCAAACGUGCUAAACGGACCCUCAGCGCUGAGCUAUCCAAGCAGCGGCUGGCACAAUGGCUCGGGCGCCGAGUACGGGCUGUACCAAAACGCAGCUGCUGCCUAUUACCAGCCGGAGUAUAUACCACUCGAGAUAGGCUAUGCCACCCAUCCGCUGGAGCCCGUGGACGUAACGAAGACGCUUGAUGAAUCACAGUCCGCCAUGUACAAGCCAGCCGAAGAGCAAACCUCCGUCAUCACACUGGAGUGCCCCAGUGCCAAUGGUCUUAAAACAGGCCACAAUCACAACGACAUCAAGCUGGAGUCCCUCGAGCACAACGUGGAUCGCACUACACUUCCGAAUGUGCCCUUGCCCAACUCCUUGCCUGUGCCCAGUUCUCUGCCUACAGGAGUGCCCACUUCCGUGGUCACAGCUGUCACUGCUGACACUUGGACACCGCUAACACCACCCCAAAGCACUCUGCAGUGAUGGCCAGCUAAUUAAAAAAUAACAACAACAACAAAAACCAACUCAAAGACAGCCAAUGCACCGCCCCAGCCUUUAGACGCAUGUUCCCUACUUGGAUAAAUCGAGUAAUUGAAUUAAAUAUUAAGACCCCUUUUUAAGUAGCACAGCAUGCAAAGUACACUGUAGUAAAUGUGGAAGUACUCUGAGACGAGUUUCCCUAAAGUUUUUAUUGAAUUAUCUAUAAAAUAUAUAU